Molecule: messenger RNA, 3477 nt
Organism: Budorcas taxicolor (takin)
Lineage: Eukaryota; Metazoa; Chordata; Mammalia; Artiodactyla; Bovidae
Gene: DSG2
Product: desmoglein 2
Exons: 16
Coding region: 1-3477 (1158 amino acids)
Biological process (GO): homophilic cell-cell adhesion
Cellular component (GO): desmosome; plasma membrane
Molecular function (GO): calcium ion binding
Source: RefSeq, a predicted model, not a curated record
AUGGAGGCGGCGGCCGCGCCUACCUCCCCGGGCUCCCGCCGCUCGAGCGCGGCAGUGACCUGGGGAACACACCUAUUACGGAAAGUCGACGUGCAGCGCAACAGUCAAAUGGGGUUUUCGGAGGUUAUUAAACUGGCAAACAAUAUCUGCUUUGACUUUGGAAAUGGACUCCAUUUUGAGGCCUUACACUCAAGAAAUGAAAGCAAGUUGCUUCCUAAACACAUUCACCCAGUGAGACAGAAGCGUGCUUGGAUCACCGCCCCUGUGGCCCUCCGGGAGGGAGAGGACCUGUCCAGGAAGAAUCCAAUUGCCAAGAUACACUCUGAUCUUGCAGAAGAAAAAAAACUAAAAAUUACAUACAAAUACACUGGAAAGGGGAUCACGGAGCCGCCUUUUGGUGUGUUUGUCUUUAAUAAAGACACCGGAGAACUGAACGUUACCACCAUUCUAGAUCGAGAAGAAACGCCAUUUUUUCUGCUAACUGGUUAUGCUUUGGAUGAAAGAGGGAAAAACUUAGAGAAACCAAUAGAACUCAAAGUUAAAGUUCUUGACAUCAAUGACAACGAGCCAGUGUUCACACAGGACGUCUUUGUUGGGUCUGUUGAAGAGCUGAGUGCAGCAAAUACACUUGUGAUGAAAAUCACCGCAACCGAUGCAGAUGAGCCCAACACUCUGAAUUCUAAAAUUUCCUAUAGGAUCGUGUCUCAGGAGCCUGCUAGUUCUCCAGUGUUUUACCUAAAUAAAGAUACAGGAGAGAUCUAUACAACCAGUAUUACCUUGGACAGAGAGGAGUACAGCAGCUACACUUUGACGGUAGAAGCAAGAGAUGGCAAUGGACAAAUAACAGAUAAACCAGUAAAACAAGCUCAAGUUCAGAUUCGUAUUUUGGAUGUCAAUGACAAUAUACCUGUAGUUGACAGAAACGUGUAUGAAGGAUCAGUUGAAGAAAACCAAGCCAACGUAGAGGUUUUACGCAUAAAAGUGUCUGAUGCAGAUGAAGUAGGCUCGGAUAAUUGGUUAGCAAAUUUUACUUUUGCAUCAGGAAACGAAGGGGGUUAUUUCCGCAUAGAAACUGAUACUCAAACUAAUGAAGGAAUCGUGACCCUGAUUAAGGAAGUAGACUAUGAAACAAUGAAGAAUCUUGACUUGAGCAUUAUCGUCACUAACAAAGCAGCUUUUCACAAAUCAAUUAAGGAUAAAUACAAGCCGACAUCCAUUCCCAUCAAAGUCAAAGUGAAAAAUGUGAAAGAAGGCAUUUAUUUUAAAAGCAGCACAAUCCGAUUUCACACUAGCGAGAGCAUGGAGAAAUUAAGCCAGGGCCAAAUACUGGGAAAAUUUCAAGCUUUUGAUGAAGACACUGGAAAAGUAACCAAUGUAAAGUAUGCCAAAUUUGAAGAUAUAGACAAUUGGAUCUCUGUGAAUUCUGCCACAUCUGAAAUUAAACUCGUGAAGAUUCCUGAUUAUGAAUCCAGAUAUGUCCAAAAUGGUACAUACACUGCAAAGAUUUUGGCUAUAACAGAAGAAUAUCCUAGAAAAACCAUCACUGGCACUAUUGUUAUCAAUGUUGAAGACAUCAAUGACAAUUGUCCCACACUGGUUGACCCUGUGCAGACUGUCUGUGACUACGUGCCGUUCGUGAACGUGACUGCUCAGGACCUGGACGGACCCCAAAACAGCUGGCCUUUCAGUUUCUCUGUCAUUAAUAAACCAGCUGGAAUGGCAGAAAGAUGGAAAAUAGUACGCCGAGAAGAUACCAGUGUGCUACUGCAACAAACCAAAAGACAGCAUGGGACAAGUGAAAUUCGCUUCCGGAUCGCAGAUAGUCAAGGCUUCAGCUGUCCUGAAGAGCAGAUCCUUAAACUCACAGUUUGCAAUUGUGUGGAAGGCAGUGGCUGUGUAAACAUGUGGGCUGACUCCUACGUUGGCUUGGGACCUGCAGCAAUUGCACUCAUAAUUCUUGCCCUUCUGUUCUUGCUACUUAUACCACUUCUGCUGCUGGUGUGCCAUUGUGGAAAGGGCGCCAAAGGCUUUACCCCCAUCCCAGGUACCAUAGAGAUGCUGCAUCCGUGGAACAACGAGGGGGCACCACCUGAAGACAAGGUGGUGCUGCCUCUUCUGGGGGCGGAUCUCAGAGAUGGCGCCGCGGUAGGCGCUGCGGUAGGCGCUGGGGUAGGCGGAGGUGUGACGGCCAAGGAAGCUAUCGUGAAAGGAAGCAGCUCUGCCUCCUUUACCAAAGGGCAGCAGGAGAUGUCCGCGGCGGAAGGCCGCUGGGAAGAAUACAGAAGCCUCGUCUCAGGCGGGGCCACCCAGGUCACUGGGACGACCGGGGCCAUGGUGACCUCGGACACCUUCAGGGCCACGAGAGCCACGGAGGCAGCCAGAGAAGUGGCCGGAGCUCGGGCAGGCGCGGUGGCGGUGAACGAGGAGUUCCUGAGAAGUUACUUCACUGAGAAAGCAGCCUCUUACACCGAGGAAGAUGACAUCCACACAGCCAAAGAUUGCCUUCUGGUUUAUUCUCAGGAAGAAACGGAGUCUCUCCGGGGUUCCAUCGGCUGCUGCAGUUUCAUUGAAGGAGAGCUAGAUGACCACUUCUUAGAUGACUUAGGAUUGAAAUUCAAGACCCUUGCUGAAGUUUGCUUGGGUCGAAAAAUAGAGAUGGAUGUGGAAACUCAGAAGAGGGCAAAACCCGCAAGAGAAGCAGACGGGAAGGCGGUUUCACGGUCCCUCUAUGAGCAAACCAGGCUUAACUCUGAGAAUGCUUAUGCCUCAGGUGGCAGCUUUCAGGGUCCCAAGCCUUUGCAUGAGGCAGACACAGAGAAGGUAACUCAGGAAAUAGUCAAUGAAAAGUCUGUUAUAUCCGCUAGGCAGGCUCAAAAGGUCACUGCACCACUUCCUGAUACACUGGCUUCCGGUAGCGUGAUAGUGACCGAAACGUCCUAUGCCACGGGCGCCACGGGGCCCCCGAGUACAGUGGUCCUGGGCCCCCAACAGUCCCAGGGCCUGAUUGUGACAGAGCGAGUCUACGCCCCAGCAUCCACCCUAGGGAACCAGCAGUAUGCUAGCGAGGGGCACGUGGUGGUCACCGAGAGGGUCAUCCAACCCCACGGGGGCAUGUCUGUCCCCCUGGAAGACACCCCGCCUCUGCCUGACGCUCACUAUGUCAUGGUGCAGGAAAGAGAGCGCUUCCUCACCCCCAGCUCCAGCCUGCAGCCCCUGCUGGCCGCGCCCAGUGUAGCCUUAGGUCAGAACGUGACAGUGACGGAAACAGUGCUGACGCCAGCCUCCGCUCUGCAAUCUAAUUACCAGAUCCCUGCCGAAACCUCGGUAAUGGCCAGAAAGACUGUGGCUUCUGCAGCUGGAGUCCCAGGUUCCCUGCCAGACUCAGGCUUAGAGGAGUCUAGUCAUUCUAAAUACACGGUAACCACGUCUUCCACCAGGGUCUCCAAGCAGAGCACCGUCCAGCAGUCCUUCUCCUAA